This is a messenger RNA of Triticum dicoccoides, 696 nucleotides long. RefSeq names its product vegetative cell wall protein gp1-like. NCBI's taxonomy places the organism in Eukaryota, Viridiplantae, Streptophyta, Magnoliopsida, Poales, Poaceae. The coding region runs from base 91 to 657 and encodes 188 amino acids. The record is from RefSeq and is a predicted model, not a curated record. The transcript has 2 exons.
UUUGGCCCAUCUAGCAACUUACCCAGGUCAGUCCAUCUCUCCCUCCUUCAACCUGUAGCAGGGGCAUCGUGGAGCACAUCCACGGAUGCCAUGGCGUCGUGGCGCACACCCGCGCCCCCCUCGCCCUACUUAACAUCGCCAGCCUCCCUCCCUCGAUCCCCUCCUAGCCCUAGCACCAACCACUCCCUCCCUCACUCCCUGUCACUCUCUCCCAAACGCCUCUGGCGCCGCGGCACCGUCGAUCCCGCGGCCUCCAUCCACCCCGCGCCUCACGGAGAUGUCCCGGAGGACCACCGUCGUCGUCCACGUCGGCUCCGCCCUUCGGCUCAAGCCGAGGCCCUCUCCAUCAACGGGAUCGAACCCUCCUUCAACCUCUGCCGCCGGUCGUCUUCGUCGGAACCGCCACUCAAGCACCGCCCCGUCCACCCCGAGCGCGCCCCGACCUCUCCGGCGCCUGAGAAUACAUCCAGGGGCUCCAUCGUCGUCGUCUUCUUCAACCUCGACAAAGGGGUCGAGCUAGGAGGCCCCGUUCGCCCGCUAACGCCGUCGUCUUCCUCGCAUACACCGUCGUCCGUCGCCAGAUGCCGCUGCUCCCGGCCAUCCCCGACCUCCUCGAGCUCGCCCACGGCCUCAACAUGCUGGAGCCCAGAAGCUUGAUGCCACCUUGACGACGACUCCUACUACACUGGAGGUGCC